CAAGAGAGUAACACAAGCCAGGUGUAGCAGCCAAGGUGAACGGUGGUGACCGCCGAGUCGUUCUACACCACCGGUCUCUCUAACUCCACGUGGCAGUCUCUGAAUUCAUCAAUCAUUGCCACGGUUUUCUCUCUCUCUCUCUCUCUCUCUCUCUCUCUCUCUCUCUCUCUCUUUCUCUCUCCCUUCCGCCAUUCUCGCUCCCCCUCUUACCCCUCCCCAAAAAGCUCUUCUCUUUCACCACUCCGACACCAACCAACCGUUCCCAUCCCAACAGCAACAUCAACCAUGUCUCGCCAUUGCGACCUUUGUGCCACCCCACCUGGGAUUCUGCUAUUACGAGCCAAAGAAUGGAACUAUCACACGCACCGCUACAUGGUGCUGUUCAUCACCUUCCUUGCCUACGCCUGCUAUCACGCCUCCAGAAAACCCACCGGGAUAGUGAAGAGCGUGUUGUGCCCGGAAAACGAGGAUCCAAAGGACGGUUGGAUACCCUUCAACGGCUACGAUGGACCAUCAAAGUUGGGAGAGAUCGACGUGGCAUUUCUCGCGUGUUACUCCAUUGGGAUGUACGUGGCGGGCCACUUGGGAGAUACCCUGGACCUUCGAUUGUUCCUAGCUUCUGGAAUGAUCGGUAGCGGCAUAUUCGUCGGGCUUUUCGGAAUGGGGUACUUCUGGAACGUCCAUUGUUUUUGGUUCUAUCUCUCCAUGCAAAUGAUCGCGGGCAUGUUUCAAGCCACGGGUUGGCCUUCGGUUGUAGCCGUUAUCGGUAACUGGUUCGGAAAGAGGAAGAGAGGGCUUAUCAUGGGAGUUUGGAACGCGCAUACUUCGGUUGGUAACAUUUGUGGCUCUCUUAUUGCUGCCAGUGUUUUGGAUUAUGGAUGGGGUUGGUCUUUUGUUGCGCCUGGUGCUUUGAUCGUGUUUGGUGGGGUCAUUGUUUUUCUGUUCUUGGCUCCUUACCCAGAGGAUGUGGGCUUCUCUUCUUCUUCUUCUUCUUCUUCUUCUUCUGUUCAUGUUGCUGAUGAUAAAGAAGCUCUGGUGCAUAAAACUGGUGAUGGCGCUCUCAGACACGCGUCUGUGAAUAGAAAGGGCAUUGGGCUUGUUGAGGCGUGCAUGAUUCCAGGAGUAAUACCUUUUGCGUUGUGCCUCUUCUUCGCCAAGCUUGUUGCCUACACGUUCUUGUAUUGGUUGCCGUUUUACUUAACUCAUACAGAAAUUGGAGGAAAGUAUAUGUCUGUUAAGUCUGCUGGAAACCUUUCAGCCUUGUUCGAUGUAGGGGGCAUUGUUGGGGGUAUCCUUGCUGGCUAUAUAUCUGAUAAACUCAAUGCCCGUGCUAUAACUGCGGCUAGCUUCAUGUAUGCAGCUAUUCCUUCUAUGCUUUUAUACCAGCAUUAUGGAAGUGUUUCUAUAAAUGCCAACAUUGGUCUUAUGAUGGUGACUGGAUUAUUAGUAAAUGGACCUUAUGCUCUUAUCACCACUGCUGUCUCUGCUGACUUGGGCACACACAGUUCUCUCAGAGGUGAUUCUCGUGCUCUAGCAACAGUGACUGCCAUUAUAGAUGGUACUGGUUCUGUUGGUGCAGCUGUUGGUCCUCUUCUCACUGGGUUCCUGUCAACAAGGGGAUGGACUGAAGUUUUCAUGAUGCUAGUUGUUGGUGCUUUUAUUGCGGGGCUUCUUUUGUCACGAUUGAUCAUAGCAGAAAUUGGAGAGAGAAGUAGUGGAAUUCAAAAUCCUGAAGCCACUGCAUCUCAACCGCUUCUGGAGUAGGAAAGAUGACACUGAUCAGGUCCUCAUGAAUCAUUAAAUCUAAUGCUCAAUACAUGUGUUGUAAUGUGAGAAAAUUGUACAGUUUUGUUAAUGACAUCGUCUCUAGCCUGCAGCACCCACUUCACUGUUCAUUUUACAGACGAUUAAAUCAUCUAAUAGACUUAAAGUCCAUUCAUUCAGCCUUCCGAUCAAUUUUUUGUCUAUACUGUGGAAGGUUUCAGAGGAUCUUGAUUCCUUUGCAUCGUGAAUUGGAUGUAUGAAG
This is a messenger RNA of Vigna angularis (adzuki bean), 2026 nucleotides long. RefSeq names its product putative glycerol-3-phosphate transporter 4. The coding region runs from base 286 to 1764 and encodes 492 amino acids. Gene Ontology annotation, cellular component: membrane. The transcript is spliced from 3 exons. The record is from RefSeq and is a predicted model, not a curated record. NCBI's taxonomy places the organism in Eukaryota, Viridiplantae, Streptophyta, Magnoliopsida, Fabales, Fabaceae. Gene Ontology annotation, biological process: phosphate ion homeostasis; transmembrane transport. Gene Ontology annotation, molecular function: transmembrane transporter activity.